CACACUACCCGCAGUGAAUUUAACUGCUCAAGGUCGUCGGGGCGACGCAGCGAAUCCCAACCACAAGUUGACGUUUACUGCCCACACCUUUGGUUUACAAAUGCUUGAAAUACUACAGGUACGACCCACGUCGUCCUUAUAAAAGACCCAUUUUAGCGCUUCAGACUUUUAAAAGCUCUUCCCAGAUUAGUGCAUACCUAUGUACAUCCAAUUCAAACGAUUACAAAUAAACAACAAUUGAUAAGCUCACAUAACAUAACGAAUUUCCAACCCAAGUCUGCUGAUACUAAGUCUAUCCUUCCUGACUCUGUCAAACUAGUCAAUCACGGCAUAAGUGAAUUUAAAACACCUAUUGUGAACACUAUCGUAUUGAGCCAAUCCAUUACAUUGCCAUCUCUACCAAAUGCUAUUCCCAUCAAAUUAAAAAAUGAUAUCAAAAUUCGCAGGCGAAAAAUGAAGAGACAUCAGAAGAAAAGGUUACAUAGACGUCAUGCUGUGUUGAUACGAAAGGAACAGAUGAUGCGUGAAAAAAAAGAGGAAAGCAAAUUACAACAGUUGCUUGAAUUUUGGAAGAUUCGUUCAGAAUCAUGGGAUCCGGUCGAUAAGGUGAAAAAUCGAUUGCAUUUAGCGAGAAGAUCCGGUUAUUACGUAGAUAUACUUAGUACUAAAGGCAGUCCAUUUUCUAAAGAAUAAAUGUUUAGUACUAAAUCUUACUUUCUUGAUUCCCCAUAUGUUUACGUGAAUAAAUUGUAAAAAUCUACGUUUUAGGAACCAGAAGGUCGGCUACAUACCAAAGAUUUAUCGAAUCCUAUACAUGCGUCGAAAUGCGGUCAAGAAGCGUUGCAGGAUAUGUUAAGCGGGUUGAGAGACUUAAUGUUGCUGUUCUACGCGUGCAUGGAUCCUAAAACCCGAGGAGUCAGUACUCACCAAGCAUCUAUCGCUGGACCACAAUGCGUCGAAACGUUGCAGCACAUGAAAAGCAACAAAGAACUUCUUCACCAGGCCUUUCAUGUAGUAAAAGAAAGUUGUGACCGCUUACUUCCUGCUGACGUUUCUGAUCUUGUCCCCUAUGUGGAUACCCCGAUAAUGAACAGAGAACCAAGUCUUGAAUUAAAGCAACUAAUUAUAGCUCGUGAAAAAGUAAUCAAAAGGUUGCUAACAGUAACAGAAGAACUCGAAAAACUACGUCGCAUUUUAACAAAGACAGUGUGGGAACUCAAUGACCUUACUGACCCAAAUGUUCAGAAAUUUUGACUACUAUUUUGUCUAGCAUUUGUAUUUUGCUUAUCUGAGACAGACAAAUAAAUGCAAGUUGUUCAUUCUUUA
Schistosoma guineensis is the source of this 1326-nucleotide messenger RNA. Lineage: Eukaryota; Metazoa; Platyhelminthes; Trematoda; Strigeidida; Schistosomatidae. The record is from the annotation of a GenBank genome assembly.